AUGGAGAAAUCAACUUUUGUUCUUGUGGUGAUUUCGUUUGGUCUCCUCUUCGCUUGUCAUGUCAUUGAAGCCACGGAGAAGAACCUUGAAGAUGAGACCAGUGGUUCGCUCUGGUCUAGACCAUUGCUUAGGGCUGAUCCACCAUCACAAGGUCCACAUAAGCCAGCUAUGAUCAGCUCCAAGCUGUUGUCACCAUCACAACGCGUAUUUUUCAGUAUGUUACCAAAAAACGUUCCAAUUCCACCAUCGGCACCUAGCAGAGGAGAAACUCCUUGGGCACCACCUCACUUUGUUGUGUGA
Molecule: messenger RNA, 300 nt
Organism: Arabis nemorensis
Lineage: Eukaryota; Viridiplantae; Streptophyta; Magnoliopsida; Brassicales; Brassicaceae
Source: the annotation of a GenBank genome assembly